AAUUAUUACAAAUCAUCGUAUUCGUCUCUCUCUCUCUCUGUCUCUCGUUAUUUCCACCGUCCUCCUCUUCCUUUGCAUCUCUUCUUUCUCGUCCUCCUCCACCAAAUUCGAUUAGCGAAUCCUUCGCCUUAGAUUAUUAUUAUUAUUAUUUUGAACUCUUUGUCAUCACUUAUCUCCGCCCAAUUUUGCAGAAAACAGCUUUCGAAGAUCAAAGGAGUGAUGAAUCGUGCCAAGGUUCAGCGUCGUGUUGGUAAGUAUGAGGUUGGGAAAACGCUUGGACAAGGCACUUUCGCCAAAGUGAGGUGUGCUGUUGAUACCGAGACUGGAGAACGCGUGGCUCUCAAGAUCCUUGAUAAAGAGAAGGUUCUCAAGCAUAAGAUGGCUGAACAGAUAAGGAGAGAAAUUUCUACUAUGAAGUUGAUUAACCAUCCUAAUGUUGUGCGGCUUUAUGAGGUUCUGGGGAGCAAGACAAAGAUCUAUAUUGUCCUAGAGUUCGUCACUGGUGGAGAGCUUUUUGACAAAAUUGUACAUGAUGGGCGCCUGAAAGAAGAGAACGCACGGAAGUAUUUUCAGCAGCUUAUCAAUGCUGUUGAUUACUGCCAUAGCAGAGGAGUCUACCACAGGGACUUAAAGCCAGAAAACUUGCUUCUAGAUGCUCAAGGAAAUCUGAAAGUCUCUGAUUUUGGAUUGAGUGCCUUGUCUCGACAAGUCAGGGGUGAUGGUCUUCUUCACACUGCAUGCGGGACUCCAAACUAUGCUGCUCCUGAGGUUCUUAAUGAUCAAGGCUAUGAUGGGGCCACUGCAGACUUGUGGUCCUGUGGAGUGAUACUCUUUGUACUACUUGCUGGCUACUUGCCUUUUGAAGAUCCUAAUCUCAUGACGCUGUAUAAACUGAUAAUAGCUGGUGAAUAUCAUUGUCCUCCUUGGCUCUCUCCUGGUGCUAAGAACCUGAUUGUUCGAAUCCUGGAUCCUAACCCUGUGACUGUAAGUUAUUUCAGUUUAUUAAUGCUUUCAGGUUUAAGUCAAUCCUUCUUUUGUUUUCUUCUGUCGAACCCA
Camelina sativa (false flax) is the source of this 1056-nucleotide messenger RNA. Lineage: Eukaryota; Viridiplantae; Streptophyta; Magnoliopsida; Brassicales; Brassicaceae. The record is from RefSeq and is a predicted model, not a curated record.